AGAGAGAUGCUGUGCAGGACGGUCCAGGCUGCAGUGCGCUUUCUGGGGCAGGGAGAGAGGCAGGUCAGACCUGCUGCAGCACUGAGGCUGCUCCACUCCUGUUCAGCGCUGGUGUAUAGACAGCACGGGCCUCACUAUGACACCCUCAGGAUGGAGAAAUGGGCCUUACCUGCAGUGGGUCAGCAUUGUGUCAGACUAAAGAUGCUGGCAGCACCAGUGAAUCCAGCAGACAUCAAUAUGCUCCAAGGGACUUAUCCAAUCCUGCCUCCAUUCCCUGCUGUUGGAGGAAAUGAAGGAGUCGGGGAGGUGGUUGAAGUUGGCAGCGAAGUAACUUGCUUUAGUCCAGGAGACUGGGUGAUCCCUGUGGAUGCAGGUUUUGGGACGUGGAGGACUGAGGUGGUGUGUGACGCAGCUGAUGUCAUCAAGGUCCCCAGUGACAUCACCCUGCUGGGUGCGGCCACCAUUGGGGUGAACCCCUGCACUGCUUACAGGAUGCUGCACGACUUUGAGCACCUGCGACCAGGGGACACUGUUAUUCAGAAUGGAGGCAACAGUGCAGUGGGACAAGCUGUCAUUCAGGUCGCUGCAAACAUGGGCGUAAGGACCAUCAAUGUCAUCAGAGACAGACCAAACCGACAGAACCUGGUGGAGGAGCUGAUGUCAAUGGGGGCUGAUUACGUUGUCACAGAAGAGGCUCUGCAGAGCUCAGAGAUGGAGGCAAUUUUCAAGAAAGUCCCGAAGCCAAAACUGGGCCUGAACUGUGUUGGGGGGCAAAGUGGAGGACUGCUCCUCUCCCACCUGGAUGAUGGGGCAACGCUAGUGACAUAUGGAGGAAUGGCAAAGAAACCCCUCUUACUUCCGGCCAAAGUCCUAAUAUUCAGAAACAUCACUCUGCGAGGAUUCUGGAUGACCCAGUGGAAAAGAAACACCCGUGGAGACCCACAUCGUCUGCAGUCCAUGGUGUCCUCUCUCUGUGACCUGGUGAGGGCGGGUCGUCUCUCUCCCCCACGAUGUGUCCCUGUCCCGUUCUGCCAGUACAGAGACGCCCUGGAGGGCACAGUGCAUGCCCAUCAAAGGAAGCAUGUCCUCGUCAUGUAG
This is a messenger RNA of Megalops cyprinoides (Indo-Pacific tarpon), 1098 nucleotides long. RefSeq names its product enoyl-[acyl-carrier-protein] reductase, mitochondrial. NCBI's taxonomy places the organism in Eukaryota, Metazoa, Chordata, Actinopteri, Elopiformes, Megalopidae. The transcript is spliced from 10 exons. The record is from RefSeq and is a predicted model, not a curated record. Gene Ontology annotation, biological process: fatty acid metabolic process. Gene Ontology annotation, cellular component: mitochondrion. The coding region runs from base 7 to 1098 and encodes 363 amino acids. Gene Ontology annotation, molecular function: trans-2-enoyl-CoA reductase (NADPH) activity.